AUGUCCAGCAAAACGAGGUAUUAUUUAGAACAAUGUAUUCCCGAAUUAGAUGAUUUGGUUGAGAAGGGCCUGUUCACUAAAACAGAAGUAUCCAAAAUUAUGAAGAAGAGAACCGAUUUUGAGCAUCGGUUGAAUUCAAGAGGGUCCAGCAUCACUGAUUAUAUGAAGUACAUCAGCUACGAAAGUAAUGUGGACAAGCUAAGACUAAAGCGUUGUAAACGUAUACUUCAAAACGCGAAGGCAAACGGUAUAUCUGACUGGUCUAUCCAGCAAAGAAUUAACUUCAUCUAUCAAAGAGGCACAAAUAAAUUCCCACAGGAUUUGAAGUUCUGGUCCCAAUAUUUGCAUUUCUUAAAGUCUAGAGGGAACAGCACCUCAUACAAGAAGAUUCAUACCGUCUACAACCAACUAUUAAGAUUACACCCAUCCAAUGCCGAUAUUUGGAUCAGUUGUGCAAAAUAUGAGUACGAGGUUCACGCCAACUUCAAGAGUUGUAGAAUUGCGUUCCAAAACGCCCUAAGAUUUAAUCCUGACGUCAAGAAGCUUUGGUAUGAAUACGCCAAAUUUGAAUUGAGUUUUGUGACAAAGUUGAUUGAAAGAAGAAGAGUGAUGAAUUUGAUCAACGAGAGGGAACAGGAGCUGGAUAUGUUAAAUGACAGCAAGGACGCGGAUGGAGAUCAAACCAAGGAGGAAGAGAAAGACGACAGUCCUGCAACUCAAAAUGUGUCUACAGGUGAUCAUAUGAAGGAUAAGUUGAACGAGCUGCCAGAAGCGGACAUGAGCAUGCUGGGCACUUUUGAAACAAAUCCAGCUCUCCGUGGUGAUAUUGCAUUGACGAUUUUUGAUAUCGCUAUGAAAUCACUGGGGGAACAAUAUCUCAAUAAACAAAAAGGGUACUAUGCUGUCUCUGAUAAGCAAACAGCUAGAGCUAUGAAUAUAGAAACGGUCGAGUACCUAUUCACCGAAUCGGUAAACUACAUCAACUUGUUCGACGAGUUUAAAGUACUAUCGAGAGACUAUUUGAUUAACCACAUCAUACAAUACUGGAGAAACGAACACUAUUCUUUAACUUUGAAGAAGGACUUCCCUCGAUUAUACGCCGAAUUGUUAAUAAUAGACAUUACGCUAAAUGUCAGAUACAUGACCGUGGAAACUCUAGAUAUUGACCAAUUACAGCUGUCUGUCAAGAAAUACAUUGCUUACAACAGUAAACUUGAAGCAAAUGUUGCCAAAGCUAUCCAAACGAAAUAUAAAACGUACAUCCAAGAACGGUUUAUAGAAAACAUGGACGCAGAAGAUGAUCCGCGGACGAAGAUAUUGGAGUUGAUCGUUAAGAAACUAUAA
Huiozyma naganishii CBS 8797 is the source of this 1344-nucleotide messenger RNA. RefSeq names its product snoRNA-binding rRNA-processing protein UTP6 (gene UTP6). The transcript has a single exon. Gene Ontology annotation, cellular component: Pwp2p-containing subcomplex of 90S preribosome; small-subunit processome. NCBI's taxonomy places the organism in Eukaryota, Fungi, Ascomycota, Saccharomycetes, Saccharomycetales, Saccharomycetaceae. The coding region runs from base 1 to 1344 and encodes 447 amino acids. The record is from RefSeq and is a predicted model, not a curated record. Gene Ontology annotation, molecular function: protein binding; snoRNA binding. Gene Ontology annotation, biological process: maturation of SSU-rRNA from tricistronic rRNA transcript (SSU-rRNA, 5.8S rRNA, LSU-rRNA).